Nerophis lumbriciformis (worm pipefish) is the source of this 1467-nucleotide messenger RNA. NCBI's taxonomy places the organism in Eukaryota, Metazoa, Chordata, Actinopteri, Syngnathiformes, Syngnathidae. The record is from RefSeq and is a predicted model, not a curated record.
AUGCCCAAGAGCUACUUGUCCAACGAACCCGGUGCUCAGCGUGCCGCCAAUCACGCCUUCGACCCCUACCUGCAAACCUAUUUCCGCCUGCGCACCUUUCACAACACAGGCCACCGGGUCGACAAAGUGGAGCUCAUCGUUCUCGGCGGCACCUGGUCCUUUUAUCCGGAGGAGUACCAGAUCUGGUUCGUCAAGAGAUGCUUCGAUGCUCUCAACGAUUUCGGUUUCCGGGAAGAUCCGGAGGAAAUUCGGAACGAUAGCGCCUUGGGAUUUGACGAACUGGACAAAGAGAUCGAUGGCUCGGCACUAGAAGAGACCUACAACCAAGUGGUCUCCGGGUAUCUACGGGAAAGACAGGAGGGGCAGCUCCUACCGCCGGCAGAAAGCGCCACCUGGUCGGAGCUGGAAUCUGUGCAGGAGCUCAAUGAGGGACGCCCAGCUCGCUGUGUCGGCCUGGUACUGGAAACACGGCCGGACCAUAUCUCCCCCGAAGAGGUAAAGCGGCUCCGUCGCCUGGGAGCCACCAAGGUUCAAAUUGGUUUCCAGAGCUUGUCCGACGAGGUUCUUGCCGCCAACAAACGAGGCCACGAUGUCGCCGCUACCCGCCGGGCCAUGGUGUUGCUCCGCCAAGGCGGCUUCAAGUUGCACGCCCACUGGAUGCCCAAUCUCUACGGUUCCUCCCCCAGCGCAGAUGUGGAAGAUUUUCAGCGUCUAUUCGCUGACCCGGAUUUUCGUCCCGACGAGCUCAAAAUCUAUCCCUGCAGCCUCAUCGAGAGCGCCGAGCUGAUGAGCUACUACCGCAACGGCUCCUGGCAACCCUACGACGAGCAAGAACUUUUAGAAGUUCUGGUUCGGUGCUUGGAGCUCACUCCGGAAUAUUGCCGCCUGACGCGCAUCAUUCGCGACAUCCCCUCUCAAGACAUCCUGGCGGGCAACAAGCUCACCAACUUUCGCCAGCUGGCGGAACAAGAGCUCACCCGUCGAGGCGGCAAAUCCCGCGAUAUUCGAAGCCGCGAAGUGCGCGGUAGACCGGUGGAAGACGGGGAUCUGUCCCUGCAAGCGGUGGAAUACCAGACUCCCGUAGGGCGAGAAGUUUUUCUUCAAUUCGUGACCGCAGACGACUGCCUAGCGGGCUUUCUUCGCCUAUCCCUACCCGUGCAACCCUCGUUCAUCGAGGAAAUCGCCACCAGCGCGAUGAUCCGGGAAAUUCAUGUCUAUGGCGCCCUGGCGGGGCUGGGCAAAGAAGCUGGAGUCAAGGCCCAACACCGAGGCUUGGGCCGACGCCUCACGGAGGAAGCGGAGCGUCGCGCUGCCGCAGCCGGCUUCAGCGAUUUGGCAGUGAUUUCUUCCGUGGGAACCCGUCAUUACUAUCGCGGUCUUGGCUUCGAAGACGGCAAGCUCUACCAACACCGUUGGAUCGGGAGUACCGCGCCGGUAUCCGCCGAGGUCGAAGCUUCCACCUCCUAA